CGAGCACCCUGAGCACCCCGAGCACCCCAGGUGUUUCUUUUCCAGCAGCUGAGAUGGUGUGGGAGGUCUUGGUUAGAGCACAGGAGAGGAGACAGACAGCUGGGAAGCUUUGGUGCCAAGCACUGGAGGUGGCAGGGGGGGACAGGAGCAGGGGAGGCGCUGGGUGGUGGCAGCACGCUCAGCCAGGAGCGUUCCCAGGGAGAGGGAGGCCACUGGCCGCCGUGCCGGGCUCAGCCCGGUUUCGCAAGGCACCACAGAAGGAGGAAUUUUUAAACAAAGCAGAGGGAAAACAAACCAACCCUUUCCACCACCUCUGCCAACCCCCCCUGCCUGUGUACAGGGCUGUGGGCAGGAGGUGGCACCGACACAAAGUCCCAGCAUGAGCUGCACCCCGAGCUGCUCACCCCUCCGCAGGACAGGUCACCCCGCUUGGCUGGUGAAGCGUCCCAAAGGAGAUGCCAGCCCUGGUGUAAUUCUGCCCUCUGUGGGCCUCCAGGCUCUCCUGGGGAUGCAGGUGUCACUGUCAGACGCAUCCCUCUCCGUCCUUGUCCCCAGCAGCACAGAAAGGCCGAUAUCCAUGGCUCAGUCUCAGGUGGCCAUGUCCCUUUGUCCCAAAGGAGCCUUAGCAGCUCGGGGUGGGUCGUGAGUGACUGCAGAUGCCUUGGGUGAGCCCCACGCAGAUGGGAAUGAGGUGCCAUCCCCUCUCCUCAGCUGGGGGAUCUUUGGGUUUACCACCUGAAGUCACCUCCAGCGAGUCCCAGAUAAGAUGGUGCAGCCAUAGCUUUUCGGCUUCCUCAGAAGACAAGGGAGCUGGAGGAAGGCAGCGGGCACUUUUCCCCAGCAGAGCUGGCUCUCCAUCCUGCCCGCGGCGUCAGUGCAGGGGAGGGCUUUGGCGUCCUUCCUGGGCAGCACUGCUCUGCCCCCGGAGCCCGGCUGGGGAGAUAGCGGGGGUGAAAGGGCGCCUGGCGCUCCCCCACGGGCUUGGGUCAAUCGUUAAUCGGGGAGGGAUUGCUUUCCCCUCCCGCAGGUGACCUCCCCGCGCUCCCACCCCGCACAAAACCAGCACCCCCGGCAGCGGGGUGGAGCUGCAGCGCUGCGAGCAGAGCCUCUCCCAGGGCCAUGGGAACGUGAGCGCACGGGAGGGACCUGGGCCACAACCGCCAGCCUUGGGCAGGCGACAGAGCGACAGCCAGCCCCCACCAUGGUGUCCAUGGGGCUCCAGCUGCUGGGCUACGCCGUGGCCUUCCUGGGCUACAUCGGCACGCUGACGGCCACGCUGCUGCCCAGCUGGAAGACCAGCUCCUACAUCGGCUCCAGCAUCGUGACGGCCAUCAGCUUCACCAAGGGGCUGUGGAUGGAGUGUGCCACGUACAGCACGGGCAUCACCCAGUGCGACAUCUACAGCUCCCUGCUCAACCUGCCCGCCGACAUCCAGGCGGCACAAGCGCUCAUGGUGAGCUCCUGCGCCGUGUCCUCCCUGGCCUGCCUGCUCUCCGUCGUGGGCAUGAGGUGCACCGUCUUCAGCCAGGGCUCGCCGGGCAAGGACCGGGUGGCCGUGGCGGGCGGCGCGGUCUUCGUCCUCGGGGGGCUGCUCUGCUUCAUCCCGCUGGUGUGGAACAUCCACGUGGUGCUGCGGGAUUUCCGCAACCCCGUCAUCCCCGACAGCAUGAAGUUCGAGCUCGGGGAGGCUCUUUACCUCGGCAUCAUCUCCUCCCUGCUGUCCCUCGUCGGCGGCUUGAUCCUCUGCGCCUCCUGCCCUGCCCGGGACACCACCACCGCCUACUCCAGCGCCUACCAGCCCCAGCUGCUGGCGAGCAAGAGCUCCCGGCCCUCUGUCAGCCAGGUGCAGAAAACCAAGAGUGAAGUCAAUUCCUACAACCUGACGGGAUACGUGUAGUGGCUGCAGGGGGAACCAGGCUGGCGCCUCUCCCGGCUCCCCAGAGCGUCCGGGCUGGCACCAAGGGAACGCGGUAAGAGCAGAGGGCACGGCGGCAUCGCCCGUGCUCAGCCCUCUCAUGUGCUUGGGGGGCUGACCCCGCUCUCUCCCUGGGAUUUUGAGAGCCUUGUGACUGCUUGGAGAUCCCAGCUGGUGGCUUACACCGGUGAACGGCCCUGAAUCCGGCUUCUGUUCUUUACUCCACUGGCACGGCGGGAGCCCAGCCUGCAGCCCCAGUGAACCUGCCUGGAAAGGGGAGGGGGCUUGUGGCCCCAGGGACCGGCUGCUGGCCAUGCAGGCAUCCCAGCAGGGUCAAGGGCAUGUGCGUGGGUCUGCAGUCGCUGCUGGGGGGGGUUGAGUGCUGGUUGCAAACCGAUGUCGCAAUAAAUACGUCUUUCUAGCCA
Molecule: messenger RNA, 2340 nt
Organism: Taeniopygia guttata (zebra finch)
Lineage: Eukaryota; Metazoa; Chordata; Aves; Passeriformes; Estrildidae
Gene: CLDN2
Product: claudin 2
Cellular component (GO): membrane; bicellular tight junction
Molecular function (GO): structural molecule activity
Source: RefSeq, a predicted model, not a curated record